AGGACACAAUGACAUUAUAGAGAGAGAGAGAUUAAAUAGAGAAACGGAUAAGGCCUGGGAAACUCAAAAGUUUGUUUUCUGAGGUCGAGCUGAAAGAUCUUCUUCUGGGACGAAUUGAAAGAUUAUGAUUAUCCCUCAUCAGGUUAGGGCAGUGGAUGGUAUAAUUGGUCGCAGCUCAUGGUUCAGUUAGUACUUACUGUUCAAUAAGUUGGGUUUGGAUUUUGGUGUAUUUUUCUUAGAAUAGGCACACAACAUGCCGUGUUUUAUCGAACUAGUGACUAAUAUUGAUUUAACAGGAAUUGUUGCCAAGCAAAGCUAUUGAUAAUGCUUUGAUACAAAUAAGAACUCUUUGGAUUUUUACUAAAAUUAAAAUUAAGUUCCUUUAGCAAUGAGAACUAUAGACCAGUGGAUGAUUUAGUAUAAUUUGACUGUACAAUUUCAUAGUAUCAAUUUUGGUAUCGGAGCUUUACCUCGAGGAUUGGUAGAAGGAUUGGUGCAGGCACUUGUAUUGUGGCAUUUCCUUGUAAUUUUUGGUAGUUUCUAGGGCCUCUUGUCUUUAAAUAAAUAGAUAAAUAUAUCAUAAACAAUAUAUUUCGCAACAAAGAAUGUUCAUUUUCAACAGGAUUCAUAUUUUACAUGAUGAGUACACCUGUGGAUUCUAAAGAAUCUGAUGAGCUGAAAUGCACCUGUGGGCUUCCUGCAAAACUGAGAGUAUCUGAAACUCCCAAGAAUCCAUUUAGGUUAUUCUAUAAUUGUUCCAAGGGUUUUCAUGACCAAUGUGAAUAUUUCCACUGGGCUGAUGAACCAGCUGCAACUGGUGAUAGACAAACUGAUGAGCUAAAUCUCAUUCGCAAUGUGUGCAUUCAACUACAACGAAGAAUGGGUAAGAUCGAAGAAGAACAUGAGGAUGAGAAGACUAUCUGGAAUGAAGAAAAAUCUGCUCUAAUGUCACAACUAUCAACUGUCCAAGCUGAGCUAGAUGAAAUGAAGAAAAGAAUAAAGAUGGCAAAUGAAUCUGAUCUUAUGCCCCAAGUUGAUAAAUUCUCCAAAUCAGAUGAUGAGGUAGAUGAUGCAAUAAUCAUACAUACUGGUGCGGACACGAGGUACAAGCCCCCAAUUACACACACGUAUAGGAGGAAGAGCAAAAAGAAGACGGCCCAGCUUGUGGCCUUAUGGAUGGAGCAUACUAGUUAUUGGGCUUGAAAUUAAGCAAGCCCGAACAUUUAAUGAUUAGGGCUUCUUUAGGGUUUUUAUUGUUGGCUAUUUAAACAAUUUUUCAGAUUAUUGUAAGACAGUUUUUGGAGAAUUAUUAAAAAUAAACGUGUGUUUUCUUUCACUGGUGCCGACUCCAGUUUGCUUGGUGCUGACUCCAAGCAGCCCUUAGGUGCUGACUCCUAGGGUUUAUCUUUUGUUCUAUUGUUAGUGUGGUUGUCCUACGUCAGUUUUGGUAUCAGAGCAAACUUCCGGUCCAUACAACACAACCGUAGACAACCAAUAGAAAGCAAAACCAUCAAAAAAAAGCAAGCCAGCCAAAUAUGUCAGUACCUUUCAAGUAUUUGCCCCAUGAGAUCUUGAACAAACCCAAAUCAGCCCCGGCAAUCCGUGUAUACCCCGCAGCCCCACAUGAGUUUUUCAUCCCCAAGCCAACAGAGAAGCCAGUGACGCCUCCCAAGCCGAUGACCACCAUCUGUGCCCGCCUCUGAUCACAGAACCCACACCCACAAGCCCAAAAAAAAAAAAAAAAAAAAAAA
Molecule: messenger RNA, 1751 nt
Organism: Quercus lobata
Lineage: Eukaryota; Viridiplantae; Streptophyta; Magnoliopsida; Fagales; Fagaceae
Product: zinc ion-binding protein
Exons: 4
Coding region: 637-1203 (188 amino acids)
Molecular function (GO): zinc ion binding
Source: RefSeq, a predicted model, not a curated record